Molecule: messenger RNA, 3105 nt
Organism: Nematocida ausubeli
Lineage: Eukaryota; Fungi; Microsporidia
Exons: 1
Coding region: 1-3105 (1034 amino acids)
Biological process (GO): chromosome organization
Cellular component (GO): chromosome
Molecular function (GO): protein binding; ATP binding; ATP hydrolysis activity
Source: RefSeq, a predicted model, not a curated record
AUGUUUUUGGAGAGCAUAGAGGCAGAAGGUUUCAAAAGUUAUGGGGCACACACAGUGAUCAGCCCAAUUGACAAAUCAUUCACGGCUAUCACGGGAUUAAACGGAACAGGAAAAAGCAAUAUUUUGGAUGCAAUUUGUUUUGUCCUGGGCGUAGACACCCCCCGACUCCUAAGGAGUGCAAGCAUAAAGGACCUUAUCUUUAAACAAGCAAAGAGAACUAGUGGGUCAGCAAAGGUCUCUCUAAUAUUUAAUAAUAAAGAAAAAGAGAAAGGCCCAAUGGGCUACGCAGAAAUAGAUAUAAUAAAGCUAACAAGAAUAAUCACAGAAGAUGGAAAGACAAAAUACCUUCUGAAUGACCAUAAUGUAAGCACAAAGACUGUGACUAGGCUGCUGCAGUGUGUUGGGUUAUCAUCAAGCAAGGCAGGGUACAACCCGAAUGGCGUGCGAGUGGAGAAGCAGGCGCCUUACUUUAUAGUCAUGCAGGGAAGAGUAAGCAGAAUACUUUCCAUGAAGAGUGCACAGUUUCUUACGCUCCUGGAGGAGUGUGCUGGAACAAGCGUAUACAGAACAGAGAAGUACAAGGCCAGUAGUACACUAGAGAAGAAAGAGAAGAAAUUAUUGGAGACAAAAGAGACACUCUCUAAGACAAUAUUCCCAUUCCUGGAGAGACUGAGAAGAGAAAGAGACGAGUACUACGCGCACAAAGAAGCCACAGAGAAGAGGCAGAUCCUGCAAGAUACUCUGGUCAGGUGUAAAGAGGCAAUUCAAUACAAAGAGGCAGAGAGUGCAAUCGAAGAAAGAGAAAGAAUCAUUGUAAGGCUGUCAGAGAUAGAGAGAGAAAUAGAAGAGAAAACAAAAGAAAUAGUAGAUGUAGAUGUGGUGGAUGUAGAUAUAGCCAGCAUACAAGAGAGAAUUGACAAUAGAAAGAGAGAAAUAACAAGAAUGAUGAUCGACCAGCAAGAAGAAGAGAGGCAUGCAGCCCACAGGAUAAUUGAAAGAAAAGAGAAGGAAAUUCGACAAAUACUCAAAGGAUGCGAAGACACAAUUAAAAACCUAAAUAUAGAAAGAAUGGUCAGUACAGAAGAGACAGAAAACUCAGAGAAAACAGAAGAACCUGAGAAAGAAGAGAAAAGUGCACAGACAAAAAUAGAAACCCUUCUGGCCCGGCUGGAAGACAAAGAAAGAGCAUUCCUGCAGGCAGACAGACAGAAGGACAGCCUGGAGAAAGAAAGAAAAAGAGAAAUGCUCAGCACAGAAGUAGAGAAGAUCCAAAGGAAUCUGGAAGUUGCACAAGAAGGAAUUGAAGUAGCACAGAAGAAAGGACUAACAGAAGAACUUUCUGCCCACAGAAUAUCCCUGCAUAAAAAGUGCCCAGUAAGGCCUCUAGACGUAAUAAGAAGAGAAAUUGAAAGAAUAAAAAGAGAACUAGGCUAUCCCAUCAGGGACGGAGUGUACGGAAAGGUAAAAGAACUCCUGGAAGUAGUAGACCCAGCAUAUGAAAUAAGCGUAGGUGUUGUAAUUGGUGGCCGUAAGGAGUACCUGGUAGUGGAAAAUGAAGAGAUCGGAAGAAAAGUCAUUGAUGAGUUAUCCAGGGAAGGCAGAAGGAUAGAUGUAAUUCCGUUGAAUAAAAUCAUCACCCGCCGGAUUGAGCCAAAAAAGGAAGACAGAGCCAGGGCGUACGGAAGUAUUCCCUUGAUUGAAGCAAUAACCUACCCGCAGGAAAUUAAAAAGGCCAUGGAAUAUUUGCUGGGUGGAUAUAUUCUCGCAAAGAACAGGAAGACUGCAGUGGACCUAAGGGACAAAGAGUCUAUUUCAUCUGUGACCCUGGAGGGUGAAUUGUUUGACAGAAGGGGAACAAUAACAGGAGGCAGCCUGGACACAAGCAAAUACAAAUUUGAAAAGACGAAAAGAAAGGAAGAACUGCUUCUCCUGGAAAAGGAAGAAGAACAAGUGAGAAAGACCCUGAAGGAGUGCACCCUGCAGGAGCUGAAUGAAUCUACGGAAUUCCUUAAGUUAACCUCCCUCAAGAAAACACUCUCAGAUAGAAUAUCCCAAGUGAAAGCAGAAAUUGAAGUGCUUGGAAGAGAGUGCGUCAGAAAGGAUGAAAUUAAAAGUAUCUCAGAGUCCAUACAGAUACUCACAGAAGUAAAGAAUAAAAUAGACCUAAGAUACACAGAAAGAGACAGAACCUCAGAAAAGCUUAAGGAAAUUGAAGAAGCACUGAAAGUUUCAAAGGAGAAAGAGGCUAAGCUCCAGGAAGAGAUAAAAAGAGACGAGUCUGAUAAGCUGAAUGGAAUAAAGAAUAAUGAAGUAAAUAGAGCUAGAAGGUCAAUACAGAUAAAAGAGAGGAAGAGAAUAGAGAUGGAUGUAGAUCUCAUAAAAAAGGAAAAGAUCAAGCACGAAAUGCGCUACAAAAAGAUAGAGCAUGUAACCCCAAUGAACAGAAAGAAUAAAAGUAAAAAAACAAAGGAAGAACUAGAGCUAGAAUACGCCCAGGCAGAAGAAGAAUUGAAUUUCAUCAAAAGUAUCCCCAGGAAGGAAAUAAAUAAGAAGAACAUUGAAAUACUAGAGAAGAAUGAGGAGAUAGAGAUGGAGCUGAAGGAAAGAAUUAAGAAGCUGCAAAAUGACAAGAAAAUAAUUGAAGAAACCCUUCUGAAAUUAAACCAGGAAGAAACCCUGACGAUACAGGAAAUAUUUAAAUCUGUAAACCUCAGGAUAGGGAAAUACUUGAAGUACUUCAUCCCUAAUUCUGAUGCGAAGUUAGAGGCCGUAAAUGGCUCAGUCAUGAAUGGAGUUGAAUUGCACGUUAAAAUUGGAACCUGGAAGAAGGGCCUGACAGAAUUAAGCGGUGGCCAGAGGUCCCUCUGCGCACUCAGCCUGAUUUUUGCACUUUUAAAGACAAAACCAUCCCCUUUGUACAUUCUUGAUGAGAUUGAUGCUGCCUUAGACGCAUCCCACACAGAGGCAAUGGGAAGAAUGAUCCAAAAUGAAUUUAUUGGCUCGCAGUUUAUCGUUGUCUCCUUGAAGGACGGAAUGUACCAUAAUGCAAAUGUACUCUUCCAGACAUUCAUCCGGGAAGGUACUUCAGGCGUGCGCAGAAUGUAA